AGGAUCUCUCUUGUUUCUAGCCGCCAGUACGCUGUUGCGAGUUUCGAUUCUUCUGCACGAUGCCUCCCAAAGCUUCCAAGAAGGAAGUUGCCAAAGCACAAAAGAAGGUCAUUGAGGACAAGACCUUCGGUUUGAAGAACAAGAACAAAUCCAAAGUUGUCCAGAAUUUCGUUCAGCAAGUUACCCAAAACGCGAAACGUGCAGGUUUGUCAAAGGAUGAGGCCGUGCGGAAAGAGAAGGAGAAAGAAGAGAGAACGAACAGAAAGGCUGAAAAGGAGGCGAGAGAUGCCGAGCUUCGAAUGCUUUUCGCCCCAGCUGUGAAGAAGAAGGAGAAGGAAGCUGCUGUUGCGAAGAAAGAUGAAGCUCCCAAGGAGGAGGAGACCGAGAUGAUUUCUGCCCAGGAUGCCUACAAUGAGGCCAAGAGAAACGAAGAUCUCGCCAAGGCCGAAGCCGUUCUUGGAGAGCAGAAGGAUGAUGACAUAUACGAUGCCAUCGAGCGCGAGAGAGCCGAACUGAGGAAGCGAGGAAAUUUAACACCUGUAACCUACGACAACUUCGUGGCGUGGAAAGCACGAAAGGCAGAAGAAAGGAAGCAGAAGGAUAUUGCAGAGGCCAAGAAGAUGCUCGCAGCUGCAAAGCAGAUCAAAGGGAAGAGUGGGAAAGACCUGUUCAAUCAGCUUGCGGCAGCGAAUGCGGAUCUGUUCUUGGAUGAUGAUGAGGCUGAUGACGAUUGGAUGAUAAGGGAGAAAGAUUCUGAUGAUGAGGAAGAGGUUUACGACAUUCAAGUCACUGGAACUUCCUUCUCAUUGCAAAAGGUCAACAAGGGUGGGCCAAGCGCACAGGCAGAGUCAAAGGAGGAUCAAAAGGACAACGCUACUGCUGGUGAAACAGAGUUGGCUGCUGCAGUUGACGCAUCGUUGUUCCUCGAUGAAGACGUGGAUUUGCCCUCUGACGACGACUGA
Molecule: messenger RNA, 962 nt
Organism: Guillardia theta CCMP2712
Lineage: Eukaryota; Cryptophyceae; Pyrenomonadales; Geminigeraceae
Exons: 2
Coding region: 60-962 (300 amino acids)
Biological process (GO): cytoplasmic translation
Cellular component (GO): cytosol
Molecular function (GO): mRNA binding
Source: RefSeq, a predicted model, not a curated record